This is a messenger RNA of Danio aesculapii, 4746 nucleotides long. RefSeq names its product cell cycle progression 1 (gene ccpg1). Gene Ontology annotation, cellular component: membrane. Lineage: Eukaryota; Metazoa; Chordata; Actinopteri; Cypriniformes; Danionidae. The record is from RefSeq and is a predicted model, not a curated record. Bases 129 to 2576 code for a protein of 815 amino acids. The transcript is spliced from 13 exons.
ACGGUGUGAUGUUGAUGUUUUGGCUCAGUUGAAGAGGCGUGACGUUUAAUGCUAGUUUUGCACAGAGGACAUUUGCCGUCUUCCUUUUCCCCCCGCUGCAGUUUACUUUUAAUACAGCUGUCUGAGAGAUGUCUGAAAGCUCCAGUGACACAGAGUCAUCCUGCGGAUGGACCGUCAUUAGUAAUGAGGGUUCGGAUAUUGAGACACUGGGGCCGGAUAAUGCUGGUGAGUGUGAGGAUGGAGCUGUUAGCCUGCCUUCAGAUGUUCCCGAUGCCACACAGGUUGAGGAUGGUUUGGGAGAGACUUCACUCGACCUUACACUGCGAGCGGAGGCCACAUCUGAACCUGUCAGAGAGGCUGAUGCUGGUGCAGAAGAGCAUGUGAUUCUCUGCUCCUCCAGUGACAACUCUGACAUCAUCACCCUUGGUGACGCUCGGGAGGCGGAGACUGAGGAGGAGCCUGUUGCUAAGGAGACUGAGGAAGCAGGAAGUGAGGAUCUCGGAAGCUCUUCCAGCAGCCAGUACACGUUUAGAGAGUCGGAGAAAGCCUGGUGCUGGAGUGUGUGGGGAUUGUCCAGGUGUGUGUGGGAAUACAGCAGUCGCUCUCUCUCAGUGUUCCCGGUGGAUCCUCCAGUGCAGGGAGACGACAGUAACAGCAGCACUGAUGAUAAUGAUGAUGAUGAUGAUGAGAUGAAGGCCAGUCCUGUGCUGAGGAGACGCAGAGUGAGGAGGAGCUCAGAGUCUGGAGACCCGCAGGAGAAACACAGGAAAGCGGAGGAGGUUGUGGAGGAGAUUGCGGCUCAUCCGGACCCCCACGCGGCUCAGCAUGAUCUGGGUCCCGUCAGCAGCUCCCUGAACAAGUGUAUCCUGCUAGCGCUGCUCAUCGCCAUCAGCAUGGGCUUCGGACACUUCUACGGCACAGUGCAGAUUCAGGAGAGGCAGAGGAUUGUGGAGAAGAGUCGUGUGAAUGAGCUGGACGUGCCACUUAAAAGAGAGCUGGAUGUUAAGAAUAAGGACGUGCUUGAGAGGUUAAGGGAAGAUCUAGAAGAAAAGCAGGACAUGGUUUUGUCCCUCUCGAGUGUCAUGGAUAAAAUAACUAAAGAAAACCAGCAUCUCAGAGUCAAACAGGAAGAGUUACAGGCCCAAAGACGAGAUUUAUUCGAGCAGCUCUUGCAAACCAAAAGCCAGAUGGAGAGCGGGCAGAAGGGUCUGACCACCGAGAACCAGAAGCUUAAAAUCUCUCUUGAGCGAGAAGAAGCUUCUCUGUCGGCCCUUCAGGAGGAGCUGUUGGUCCUGCGGGGACAGAUCCGAGAGCUGGAGGACAGAGGAGCCGGAGCCCAAUCCAUCCAGAGCGAAAACCGGCGGCUGAAGGGACACUUGCAGGAGGAGAAGCAGAAACUGCGCAUCUUCAUGAGCCAGAGAGAAGCUCUGAUGGCUGAGGCUCAGCUGCUGCGGAAAGAGCUGGAAAAAGAGCGAAAAACCACUGAGAAUCUGAAGGAAGAACUCAAUCGGAAAGAGGAGACCGGAGAACUGCAGGCAAAACUGGAGGAGCUGGAAAACAAGCUGAAGUUUGAGCAGCAGCGCUCUGAUCUGUGGGAACGACUAUAUUUGGAGAUGAAGGAAGAGCGAGCGAAAGGAGACCGAGACGUGAAGAAGACGAAAAUCCCCAAAGACGGGAUGUUGGGAAAAGUGAAGGAAACGUUUGACGCCAUGAAAAAUUCCACCAAGGAGUUUGUGCAUCAUCAGAAGGAGCAGAUUAAAAAAGCCAAAGAGGCGGUGAAGGAAAACCUGCGCAAGUUUUCCGACUCCGUUAAAUCCACCCUCAGGAAUUUCAAAAACUCGGCGAGUAACGUUUUUAGUCACGAAAAGCGAUUUCAGGAGCAGCAAACCUUCCAGCAGGAGCACGGAAACAAACGUGCUGACGAUUGGCAGCCGCAGAAACCUUUAUAUUCGCGCAAAUCCACCGCUGACUCUCCGUUCAAUGCCGAACGCAAUACGCGCAAACCCGGCGCACAAAAAACACCCCCCAAAGGCUGUUCAGGGGUCUACGAUUGCGCCUACCAGGAAUCGAUGAGUUUGUUCAAUAAAGCCAUGGAGCCCAUUCGCGCGGAUGAGUUUAAUGAACUCCUGCGCAGUUAUUUGCAGAAAGAAGUGGGUCAUUUCCACCACUGGAGGGAGCUGGAGAGCUUCAUCAAUAACUUCUUCCAUAACGGCGUCUUCAUCCACGAUCAGAUGCUGUUUACCGACUUUGUCAGCAGCGUUGAGGAUUAUCUCGAGGAAAUCAUCGAAUAUCACGGUCUCAGCGACGAUGUGUUCGAGGAUCUGGAUGAUUAUAUAUAUCGGCACAUAUUUGGAGACACGUACCUAAAAUACUUUGGGCCGAGUCGCCCCUUGGAAGGGCCGGGGUCAAAGGUCAAGGCGUGGCGUCCCUGCCAGCGCCCGCAGAGAAAGCAGCAGCAUCAGCCUCGACCCCACAGAGCCAAGAAAUGGAGCCAACAUUCGGGACGAGACCCGAACCGACAGUUCGCAGACGUCAAAAUAGAGCUGGGCCCCAUGCCUUUCGAUCCCAAAUACUAGAAUAAACAUUCCUCCUCUUCUCAACCACCAUCCGUCUUUUAGUCUUGCAUUGGAGGAAGCUUUGAGUUCACUUUUUCCUGCGAAUAGUUUUAGUUUUUGCACAUGUAAAUGUUCUAAGGCUGGUUGAGGGAUUUCUUUCUGCACUUUUUUUAUGCAGAUCUAAUUUUUAUUUUAUGCAAUAUUUAAUUGGAUUUUUCCCGGAUUCUCUAAACUCCAUAACAAUAACAACCAAAUUUGAUCAUCUAGGCUUACAAACCAAAUUACUAUAGAACUUUUUGCAUUCGGGACUUAACCCGAAUUGUCAAAAUAGAGCUGAGCCCCAUGCCUUUCGAUCUUUCCAUCUAUGCUUUUCUAUUUCUAUCUAUACUAGAAUAAACAAUAUUCCUCUUCUCAAUGAUGAUCCGUAGUUUAGUUUUGCAUUGGAGGAAGCUUUGAGUUCACUUUUUUUUGUCAUUUUAAUUUUUGCACAUGUAAAUGUCCUAAUGCUGGUUAAGUGAAGUUUUUAUUCUGCAUCCAAACGGCACCUUUUUUAAUGCAAUAUAUGAUUUGAUGUUUCCCGUAUUCUCCAAACUUGUGGAAAUCAUAUUGAAGGAUUGAUUUUUAUCAUAACAUUAACAACCAAAUUUGUUCGUUUUGCUUACAAACCAAAUUAAUAAUUUGGAGGAAGCUUUGGGUUUACUUUUUUCCUGCAAAUUAUUAUUAUUAUUAUUAUUUUUUGCACAUGUAAAUGUUCUAAUUCUGGUUGACUGAUUUUGUUUCUGCAUCCAAACAGCACCUUUUUUUUUAGCAGAUCCAUUUUAUUUUUAAUGCAGAUCCAAUUUUUUAUGCAGAUUUAUGUUUCCCGAUUUCUCUUAACUUGGAGAAAUUGAAUUUAAUGAUUUGAAUUUUUUACAUUGACAACCAAAUUUUGGCUUACAAAUUAAAUUAAUAUAGAAUUUGGAGGAAGUUUUGGGUUCAUUUUUUUCCUGCAAAUUAUUAUUAUUAAUUAUUUAAUUGUAUUUUUUUGCUCAUGUAAAUGUCCUAAUGCUGGUUAAGUCAUUUCUUUCUGCACUUUUUUAGCAGAUCUAUUUUUUUUCCUGGAUUCUCUAAACUUGUGAAAAUCAUAUUUGAGGAUUGAAUUUUAAUUUUGUUUUAAAUUCAUUACAUUAACAACCAAACGUCCCUUUUUUAUUUUUAGCCAAUUUAAGUGUUAUUUUCUGCAGAUUUAUGUUUCCUGGAUUCUCCAAACUUGUGAAAAUCAUAUUUAAGGAUGGAUUUUUUUUUUAAUUCAUAACAUUAACAACCAAAUUUGUUCAUUUUGGCUCACAAAUGAAUAUAGAACUUUUUGCAUUCGGGACAAAACCCAAACCGAUAAUUUGCAGACAUCAAAAUAGAGCUGGGCCCCAUGCCUUUCAAUCCUAAAUACUAGAAUAAACAUUUCUCCUCUUCUCAACCACCAUCCGUCUUUUAGUCUUGCAUCGGAGGAAGCUUUGAGUUCACCUUUUCCUGCAAACUGAUAUUAUUAUUAGUAGUAGUAGUAAAUGUCCUAAUGCUGGUCAAGUGUUUUUUUAUUAUUAUAAUUUUUUUUUUUUUAUAUACUUUUUUUCUGCAUCCAAACGGCACUUUUUUUUUUUCUUCCAUUUUUUUAGCAGAUUGAAUUAUUAUUAUUAUUUUUUGCAGAUUUAUGUUUUUGGAACAGAAUCUUGUGGAAAUCAUAUUUAAGGAUUGAUUCUUUUUGUUUUUAAAAUUAUAACAUUCACAACCAAAUUUGUUCAUUUUGGCUUACAGACCAAAUGAAUAUAGAAUAUUUUACAUUCGGGACUUGACCCAAACCGACAGUUCACAGGGCCCCAUGCCUUUCGAUCCAAAUACUAGAAUAAACAUUUCUCCUCGAUCACCAUCCAUCUUUUAGUUUUUCACUGGAGAAAGCUUUGAGUUCACUUUUGUAAUUUUUUAAACAUGUAAAUGUCCCCUAAUGUUGGUUGAGUGAUUUCUUUCUGCAUCUCAACAGCACUUUUUUAAGCCGAUUGAAGUUUUAUUUUAUGCAGAUUUAUUUAUUUCCCAGAUUGUCUAAACUUGUGGAAAUCCUAUUAAAGGAUUGAAAUUUUUAGGUUAACAACCAAAUCUGUUCAUCUUGGCUUACAAAACAAAUGAAUAUAGAAUUUGCAGGAAGCUUUAAGUUUACUUUUUC